Lentinula edodes (shiitake mushroom) is the source of this 465-nucleotide messenger RNA. RefSeq lists its product as uncharacterized. The transcript has 3 exons. The record is from RefSeq and is a predicted model, not a curated record. Lineage: Eukaryota; Fungi; Basidiomycota; Agaricomycetes; Agaricales; Omphalotaceae. The coding region runs from base 1 to 465 and encodes 154 amino acids.
AUGUUGAUACUUUGGAAGCUGGCGCUCAAAGGUGUCAGAGAAAGUGAUUCUGCAUCUCACUUCUCAGCAGCGGACUGGUUCGAGUCUAGUGUUACCCGAGCUGCCCUGCGGUCCCUGCCGCCACUGAUAUCCAGCUUCGAUGGCUUGAAAACUAUACUCAACUUGACUGGUGUUGCAGCGCAUUUUGUUGGGACUGAAUUUUGUGCGUAUCAGACAAGCAGGCAUUCUGUUUUACGUCUCUCCGAGCUAUUUGUUACUGGAUAUGGAGAUAGUAAAGGCAUACUUUCCUAUGGGGUUCAUUCGGGUGCUAUUGCAACAGAUAUGGCUUCUCACCUACCCGAAGAGUCGGAGCGUCGUGAUUGGCUAGCCGGACGUUAUAUCAGUGCUCAGUGGGAUGUUGACGAGUUAAUGUCGAAAAAAGGGACGAGAUUAUCGCUAGCGACAAAUCGAAGGUUAGAAUGGUAG